Messenger RNA from Moesziomyces aphidis, 1152 nucleotides. The record is from the annotation of a GenBank genome assembly. Lineage: Eukaryota; Fungi; Basidiomycota; Ustilaginomycetes; Ustilaginales; Ustilaginaceae.
AUGCGCUUCUUUGCCAAGGCCCUCGGUCUCGUGUCUCUGGCACUGUCGAUCGCAAAUGCUUCUCCCCUUCAAAAGCGCGAUUUCGGCCCGGUCACCGUCUACACGCCUGGUAGCAACUACACUAGCGACCGUUCGCUUUACGGCAGAUCCCUCAUGCUCACCGUCAAUGAUAACUCCGGAACUCUCCUGACUACUUGGGAGAACUACUCUGGAGGCAAGACCUGGUUCCCUAUCUACCGAUCCACCGACCACGGUUUCACCUGGUCGCCCUUCUCGACCGUUACGGAUCAGGUCAACGGCUGGGGUCUUCGAUACCAGCCAUUCCUCUACGAGCUCAAGCAGAGCUUCGCAGGCUACCCCGCCGGAUCCAUCCUCCUUGCCGGCAACUCCAUCCCCGCCGACCUCUCCAAGACUCAGCUUGAUCUGUACAUCAGCACUGACAAAGGAAAGACCUGGAAGUUCCUGUCGCACAUUGCUGCCGGUGGCGUCGCUCUGCCCAACAAUGGCGAGACCCCAGUGUGGGAGCCUUUCCUUCUCGUGAACAACGGCCAGCUGAUCUGCUACUACUCCGACCAGCGCGACCCCAAGUACGGUCAGAAGCUCGUCCACCAGACCACCACGGAUCUCAAGAACUGGGGCCCUAUCGUCAACGACGUCCUUGCACCUGCUUACGCUUCUCGCCCCGGUAUGCCCGUCGUCGACAAGAUGGGCAACGGCAACUACAUCAUGACCUACGAAUACGGCGGAGCGCCCGAGGGCGACUUCUCCGUCUACUACAAGAUCUCCAACGACCCCUUCAGCUGGGCCGACAAGCCAAUCCAGGUGCUCAAGGCCAACGACGGCACCGUCCCGCGCGGUAGCCCUUACGUCAUGUGGACUCCGAUUGGCUCCAGCUCUGGAGCCACCGCCAACGGCACCGUGGUCGUCAGCGCCAACUCCGAAACCGACCUCUUCAUCAACCGUGCAAACGGCGCUCCCAAUGCUUGGAAGCGUCUCUCCGUGCCUAAUGCGCCUGCCGCCUACUCUCGCUCCGUCACGAAGGGCUUCAACCCCAAGGACAUUGUCAUCGUUGGCGGAGGUCUGCUCGGUCAGGGCUCAACCAACCGCGUGACCUUCAGCGCCCGCGACGUCAAUGGUUGCAGCACAUGCUAA